Molecule: messenger RNA, 1116 nt
Organism: Penicillium robsamsonii
Lineage: Eukaryota; Fungi; Ascomycota; Eurotiomycetes; Eurotiales; Aspergillaceae
Product: putative TIM barrel metal-dependent hydrolase
Exons: 2
Coding region: 1-1116 (371 amino acids)
Molecular function (GO): hydrolase activity
Source: RefSeq, a predicted model, not a curated record
AUGUCGGAUCGCGCCGCAGCUAUCCACUUUUUGGCUCCGCUUGACGGCUCAUUACCGCAUUUGACAGGCCCGGAUGACUGCUUAGGGGUUGGAAGGGAGUCCUUGACGGACAACUUCCGAGCUCGAAUUUUUCCUGCACCUGAUCACAAGCAUUCGAAACCGAAUAUACUGCGCGGGUCUCUAUCCAUAUCGCUUGAUACCCGUUUAGAGCAACGGCGUUCAACACAUGUCUCGACCGCAAGUGUAUCGCUGAAGCAGAGACUCCCUCCAAAGUCCUGGGAUAGUCACAUGCACGUUGUGGAACCUGAGCGAUAUCCUGUCUCUCCAACAGCAGUAUACCAACCCACACCGCAUACGUUACAUGAAGCUCUCGCCUUUGAGUUCAGACUGGGUGUUGAGAAUCUUGUAUUUGUGCAACCGUCAGUAUAUGGCACGGACAAUUCAUGUUUAUUGGAUGCCUUGCGAAGACUUGGGCCCUCGCGCGGCCGGGGAGUCGUCGUCGUUGACCCUGCUACCAUUAAACCAGAGACUUUAGACGAAUGGCAUACCCUUGGAGUCCGCGGAUUGAGAAUCAACCUUCAGUCUGUAGGGAAAGUGAUGGAUAAGACCGAGCUGGAAGAGACCUUACUCCAGCAUGCUGAGCUUGCCCGGCCUCGCAACUGGAUCAUCGAGAUAUAUCUUCCCCUCAAGAUGGUUUCGAUGGUUGAGUCGAUCCUCCCACGACUAGGCGUGCGCAUCUGUAUCGAUCAUUUUGGCAGCCCCGAUCUCGCGUUGUGGGAAAAUGAUGGCGCGGCUUUCAAUGCCUACACCCUUCCAGGGUUCUCGUCUUUGAUAUCUCUGCUUCGCUCUGGGAAAACAUAUGUUAAGGUGUCUGCGCCGUAUCGGCUCAGCAAAGACCAUCAAAUGCGUGAUCUUCAGGCUAUGGCACGUGAGUUCUUGUCUGUUGCACCUGAUCGAGUAAUAUAUGCUACUGAUUGGCCGCACACUCGAUUCUCCAGUGUUGAUAUCAGUCCAUUCACUGAAUGUUGCUUGGAAUUAUGUGCGACCAAACUGGGGCUAGCUGAGCGUCUGUUUCGCAGGAACACAGAGGAGAUGCUUGGAGUCGUCUCCGAUUGA